AUGAGAGAUAUCUUUACAUGGCUUACGUCCUUCUUAAUCCUCAUUGCUCUUAUUUUGAUAAUUCCGCUGCAACUCAUGUGUUUGGAUGAUUUAGAGUUCGAUUACAUCAAUCCUUACGAUUAUUCGUCGCGGGUGAAGAUUCUGGUCCUCCUGGAAUUCAUGGGAGAAGGGAUUUUGUGUUUGUUCUAUCUAGUAACUGGGCAUUGGGUCAUGUCCAUGCUAUGUGCUCCCAUUUCAUACUUCAAUGUGAGACUCUACGCAACAGGAGAGCACCUAGUAGAUGUCACCGAGGUAUUUCUCUUGCUUCGUAGGGAGAAAAACCUACGGCGUUUGAAGCUCGCUUACCUCACUAUUCUUCUCUUCCUCGAUGUAUUAUGGAUGAUCCGGUCUGCGAUUGAAGACCAAGACGACGAUGAAGAUUACGGAGCCGACAGCUUUCUCGACUAG
Messenger RNA from Hibiscus syriacus, 447 nucleotides. Its product is annotated as protein cornichon homolog 4-like. Bases 1 to 447 code for a protein of 148 amino acids. Lineage: Eukaryota; Viridiplantae; Streptophyta; Magnoliopsida; Malvales; Malvaceae. Gene Ontology annotation, biological process: vesicle-mediated transport. The transcript has 4 exons. The record is from RefSeq and is a predicted model, not a curated record.